AUGUCAAGUUUAGAUUCAUCCUUGAUGAGGCAGCUGAGUAGGAAGCAGGGCUGGAAAUCAAGAUCCAAGAGGUGGGGUAUGAAGCAAAUGGAGAGUGGGUACAGUUUGUAUGGUGGGGUUUUAGUGGUGAAGAAGAGAGUAAUGGUGAUUGUUGAACAGAGCACAGAGUCAAAACAUGCUAUGAUGUGGGCAUUAACACAUGUCACCAACAAAGGGGAUAUACUCACUCUUCUUCACAUUUUGCCUCCAAAUGCUGCUACUCAGUCUUACUCUUCUUCUUCUUCUUCUUCUUCUUCUUCUUGUGCAAGCCCUCACCUUGCCACUACACUUGCCUCACUCUGCAAAGCAUCCAAGCCAGAGGUUGAAGUAGAAGCACUGGUAAUCCAAGGACCAAAAAUGGCCACAGUAAUGAGCCAAGUGAAAAAGCUAGAAGUUUCUGUGCUGGUUUUAGGUCAAAAGAAACCCUCCCCACUACUCAAUUGCUUUUGUUUCAGAAGCAAGACAGAUGAAUUUGUGGAAGAAUGCAUAAAUACUUUGGAGUGCUUAACAAUUGGAGUCAGAAAACAGAGCAAUGGAAUUGGUGGCUACCUUAUCAGCACCAGAUGGCACAAGAAUUUCUGGCUUCUGGCCUAAAAUAAAAUAAUAACUUUUUAUGAAAUUAUUUUGGAAAAUAAUGUAAUUUCGUUGGAAAAAUAUUGUGUAGAGUACUUAUGUGGUAUUGGCACGAAGGAGAAUAACAUCAGUUGUAAUAUUUAGUUAUUUACCUCUUCAAACAACUACUACUAACUAGAUCUCUUGUAUCAUCUUGGAAUAUAUAUUAUCUAAUCCAUUUAUGUGUGCAAUGCAAUGUCUUCUGCUUUUAAUUUGCUAGUGUUCGACAAGAUUGAAAUUUUCUUCCUACAAAGUGCAAGAAAAAGCUACUAGUAGAAAAUUGCCUAAACUUUCUCACUUUUAUGGGGUAAUUUUAAUUUAAAAAGAUUAUCACAAGGGUAUCUUGUAACUUGGCAAGACAAUAGGGUAAUAAUUUAUGAUCAU
Messenger RNA from Striga asiatica, 1035 nucleotides. Lineage: Eukaryota; Viridiplantae; Streptophyta; Magnoliopsida; Lamiales; Orobanchaceae. The record is from the annotation of a GenBank genome assembly.